CUUUCCUAGUGAGAGUUUUUUUGGAAUUUAGGUUACGAAACUCAUGUUCUCAUACAUUUUUUGAAAUUCUUUACAUUCAAAAAAGUCAUUCCAUAAAGGAGACUUACCUGCUCAUUUAUUUAUAUUGUUAUUGUGCGUUAUAUUCUACGAAAUAAUGGCUGUUGAACAAUUCUGUCUUAAGUGGAACAACUUUCAAACUACUCUCAUAAAUGCAUUUGGCAGCCUUCAGAAUACGGAAGAUCUAACGGAUGUAACAUUAACUUGUGAGGGAUUCAAAAUCAAAGCCCACAAAAUCAUUUUGUCAGCUUGCAGUCCGUACUUUAGAUCGAUCUUUAAAGAGAAUCCCUGCCCACAUCCAGUUGUUAUAUUAAAAGAUGUGUCGUACCAAGAUUUGAUUGCCGUACUGAAUUUCAUGUACCAAGGAGAAGUUUUAAUAACGCAGGAUAAGCUUAGUUCUUUUUUGCAAACUGCAGAAGCACUUCAGGUUUCCGGGCUUGUUGGCAAUAUGAUUUUACGCGAUGUUCCUAGUAAACCUAUGAAAGUUCUGCCACCUCCAGAACUUAAAACACCUAAACCAAAAACGAAGCACGAAGUCAUUUCAAAGACUUCAAAGCCAACAGAAAAAUGUGACACUAUUAUUAGUGACAGUAUAAAGGUUGAGAUUUCCGACGAUUUGCAAAGUGAUUACAAUUGCAAUGACAAGGUGGAUAUUUACGAUACAAGUGGCAUGCAGAAACUGCCAGGUUCUAUUUUGGAAGCAGCUUUAGAAGUACAGCCCAGCAUUUUAGAACGAUCCUUAACAUCUCAUUCGAGUCGAUCGCCUACUGUUCCUUAUCCCUUGGAAAAUGUUACAGUUGUCCAAGAAUCUCCACCCGAUCAUAUAGAAACGGAUAAAAAGGGCGUUAAACAUAAAAUAUUGGAGAGUGCACUGUCUCCAUUUCACACAGUUGAUGUUUCGUCAUACUUGCCUCAGCAAAAAGUGAUAAAGGUAGAUGAUACCCACCAAAAAGACGAUGAAGGAUCGAUGCAGGAACUACCUUGUGAUAUCUCUGUAUUAAGAACAACCCCUGAUAAUCAGCAGCCCCAUCACAGCUCACAAUGUGGUAAUUGUCCUCACUGCGGCAAGACUUACUCAAACCAAUCAGCUUUAAAGUAUCACGUCCGUCUUGUACAUUCGGACUUGACAAAUAUGUACUGUUGUCAUUUAUGUCCCGAGUCGUUUGACUAUCGAGAAGGUUACAAGAAACACAUGGUAGAGGCACAUAGUGUACGAAACUGACGGCACUUUUUCUAUUUUUACAAUAAAUUUUUUAAAAUAUUA
Molecule: messenger RNA, 1321 nt
Organism: Photinus pyralis (common eastern firefly)
Lineage: Eukaryota; Metazoa; Arthropoda; Insecta; Coleoptera; Lampyridae
Product: modifier of mdg4-like
Exons: 3
Coding region: 155-1279 (374 amino acids)
Biological process (GO): regulation of transcription by RNA polymerase II
Cellular component (GO): nucleus
Molecular function (GO): protein binding
Source: RefSeq, a predicted model, not a curated record